Malaclemys terrapin pileata is the source of this 519-nucleotide messenger RNA. RefSeq names its product zinc finger protein 28 homolog. NCBI's taxonomy places the organism in Eukaryota, Metazoa, Chordata, Testudines, Emydidae. Gene Ontology annotation, biological process: regulation of DNA-templated transcription. The transcript is spliced from 3 exons. The record is from RefSeq and is a predicted model, not a curated record. The coding region runs from base 16 to 480 and encodes 154 amino acids.
CAAAGUACACAGAUAAUGUCGGUCACUCACUGCAAAAUGCAAAACGCUGCCUCCUCCAUUGUGACCUGGGAGCUGAGCAGCUGCUGCUUCCCCAGCGGGGUGUGUGCUGAGGAGAGACCUUCCUUCAUGCUCCUCCUGUACCCAGCCACGUGGGGGGGACUUUCUCCAGCUGGAUUUAGCCCCUUAGGGCAGCCCUGGGCUCCACCAGCAUCAACUCCUGAGCCGGAGACUCCAGGCUGCAGAACGACGUCCAUGUUUCACUCCAGCUCAUCCCGUCCUCCCAUGGGACAGGGAGGAGAAAUGGCUGCAUUAGAGCCAGUUCAGGGGCCGGUGACCUUCGAGGAGGUGGCUGUGUAUUUCACCAGGGAAGAGUGGGCUCUGCUGGACCCCGCUCAGAGAGCCCUCUACAGGGAUGUCAUGCAGGAGAACUAUGAGAAUGUGACCUCGCUGGGUAAGGAUUCCCAUCCCCUCGGUUCUUAGAAGGGGAAAUGCAGAGUUAAGGUUCACACCACCCCCACA